AUAAGGAGGGUGUGUGUUGCCGAGUGUAUGAAAUAUUGAGUGAAGUGUAAACGAAGCCGAAGCCAAGGUCGGCUCCUUCCCAGCUCUGUUCCAUUCGAAGCAAUCUAAAAAAAUAAUAAUAAUAAUUCUCUUUGUUAUCGUUGUUGGUGGUGGUGCUGCGUGGGACUUGGAUUCGCUCGCUUUGUCUUUUAUCCUUUGAAAUACUCGUCUCCAAACUCAUCGGAUAGACGAUAGAGAGAGAGCAACCCAGAACUUGGAUGUCUAUACGAUGGGAUUUUGGUGAUAAUUGGAUUGAAAUAUGAAACGGUAGAUUGGCUUUGGGUACAUCCGGUAAUGUUUUUGGUCUUGGAGAUUAAAGGGUUAUAGAAAAGCCGGGUUUUUUAGUUGAUUUGAGGAAAUGGGUUGCUUUCCGUGUUUCGACACGAAGGAGGAGGGGAAGCUGAAUCCCGUAAAAGAAAGCGAUGGUCGAAAACAAGGCCAACCCAUGGUCCCUUCUGCCAUUUCCGGAUUGCCUUCGGGAGCUGACAGACUUAAAUCAAGAGGUAAUGCAGGGUCCAAAAGGGAAUUACCGGGUCCCAAGGAUGGACCUGGUAUUCAUCCUGGUGUUCAUAUCGCUGCUCAAACAUUCACCUUUCGUGAGCUUGCAGCUGCAACAAUGAAUUUCAGGCCAGAGUCUUUCAUAGGGGAAGGGGGAUUUGGACGUGUAUACAAGGGCAGACUUGAGACUACUGAUCAGAUUGUUGCUGUUAAACAAUUGGACAGAAAUGGUCUUCAGGGUAACAGGGAGUUUCUGGUGGAGGUUCUCAUGCUUAGCCUUCUACAUCACCCUAACCUUGUGAAUCUGAUUGGCUAUUGUGCCGAUGGGGACCAGCGGCUUCUUGUAUAUGAAUUCAUGCCCUUGGGUUCUCUAGAAGAUCACCUUCAUGAUCUUCCACCUGAUAAGGAACCACUUGAUUGGAGCACAAGGAUGAAAAUAGCUGCUGGUGCAGCUAAAGGUUUGGAAUACCUGCAUGACAAAGCAAAUCCUCCUGUUAUUUAUAGGGAUUUCAAGUCGUCCAAUAUCUUAUUGGAUGAAGGAUAUCAACCAAUGCUUUCUGAUUUUGGACUCGCAAAGCUUGGUCCUGUAGGAGAUAAGUCACAUGUUUCCACCAGAGUAAUGGGCACUUACGGUUAUUGUGCUCCUGAGUAUGCCAUGACUGGACAAUUGACAGUGAAGUCUGAUGUCUACAGUUUUGGGGUGGUCUUUUUAGAGCUAAUUACUGGACGUAAGGCCAUUGAUGGCACCAGGCCCCAUGGAGAACAAAAUCUUGUCGCAUGGGCACGUCCACUGUUCAAUGACCGUAGAAAAUUUUCAAAAUUGGCAGAUCCACUGCUGCAAGGGAGGUAUCCAAUUCGGGGUCUAUACCAGGCUCUAGCUGUGGCAUCCAUGUGCAUCCAAGAACAGGCUGCCACCCGUCCUCUCAUUGGGGAUGUGGUCACUGCCCUCUCAUAUCUUGCAAACCAGGCCUAUGACCCUAAAACAUCUUCUGGGCAUGGCCACAAAGGUUCUAGUGAUAGGGAUGAAAGAAGAAACAUAGAUGACAGAGGUGGAAGGAUUUCCAAGAAUGAAGAAAGUGGAGGAUCUGGUCGGAGGUGGGACUUCGAAGGAUCUGAGAAAGAUGACUCCCCGAAAGAAACUGCAAAGAUGUUAAACAGGGAUCUAAUUAGAGAACGAGCUGUUGCUGAGGCCAAGAUGUGGGGAGAGAAUUGGCGAGAGAAAAGACGACAAAGUGCACAAGGCAGUUUUGAUGGUAAUAACGGAUAGUGCCAGUGUACACUCAGGGGCACCAUAUUCCACCUUAUCUCCACUCCAGCCGUCUCGCCACGCCAUGUGAAGAAAUGUCGGAAUCUGAUGUUUCUCUUACCUGAUGCAUUCAAGUGAGUGAGAGUAGAUGGAUCAUGGGGGUAAUUGCAAGAGGACUUGGUGCCCAUACGUUUUCUAAUUUGACUUUUUCCUUCUUUUUUUUUUUUUUUUUUUUUUUUAACAGAAGUUUUCUUAUCCAUUUUCUUUUGUUAUCAAACAUAAAGAAGGAGAAGAAAAAAGAGGAAAAAAAAAAUUGUAAAUUAUCUGCCAGGUGAAUGGAAGCAGAAGAAUAGGACGUUUUUAAAGAGGUCUAGUCAUUUGAUGUUUGAUGUUUCUAUUUGAACCAAUUAGCACGUCUGUUACCCUGUA
Messenger RNA from Juglans microcarpa x Juglans regia, 2212 nucleotides. RefSeq names its product serine/threonine-protein kinase PBS1-like. Gene Ontology annotation, biological process: protein phosphorylation. The coding region runs from base 398 to 1804 and encodes 468 amino acids. NCBI's taxonomy places the organism in Eukaryota, Viridiplantae, Streptophyta, Magnoliopsida, Fagales, Juglandaceae. The transcript has 5 exons. Gene Ontology annotation, molecular function: protein kinase activity; ATP binding. The record is from RefSeq and is a predicted model, not a curated record.